This is a messenger RNA of Scomber scombrus (Atlantic mackerel), 3627 nucleotides long. RefSeq lists its product as uncharacterized. The record is from RefSeq and is a predicted model, not a curated record. Gene Ontology annotation, molecular function: nucleic acid binding; RNA-DNA hybrid ribonuclease activity. Gene Ontology annotation, biological process: DNA integration. NCBI's taxonomy places the organism in Eukaryota, Metazoa, Chordata, Actinopteri, Scombriformes, Scombridae. The transcript has 7 exons. Bases 1 to 3627 code for a protein of 1208 amino acids.
AUGCAUGGGAGAGGCAGGGGUCGCGGAGGAUCCAGAGUGCAACCAUCCAGCAACUGUUUUGUAGGCGGUCAACCAGGGCACCAAGCACCCCCACCUCAGCAAGCAGGACCAUCCUUCCAGGCCCCGUAUGCAGCAGUGACCCUCGCACAGGGACCUACAGAUGUUGGACAUUGUGCACACAUUGCACCAAUCACAUUUGAGAUAACUGAUCACACUCCUAUUUGGCAAACACAGUAUUCACACAAACCAGAGGCUGAAACUGGUAUUGCUGACACAAUCGAAGGAUUAUUAGCAGCGGGGGUGUUAGAGCCCUCCCAGUCACCCUGGAACACUCCAAUUUUGCCAAUAGAGAAACAAAAUACGGGCAAGUAUAGGAUGGCACAUGACCUUAGACGCAUUAACAUCAUUGUCUCCACCCCAACAGUCCCAGUUCCAAAUCCAUACACUGCUAUGUCUGUACUGACCCCGGACCACAAAUGGUUCUCCUGCAUAGAUCUGGCCAAUGCAUUUUUCUGUCUGCCAUUAGCAGAACACCUCAGAGAUAUUUUUUCCUUCUCAUACAAAGGUAGAAAACUUCGUUAUACAAGAGUUCCUCAGGGUUUCAUCUUAUCGCCAGGCAUUUUUAACCAAGUACUGAAACAACAAUUGGCUGACUUUACACUUCCAAAAGGGGUGGUGUCGAUCCAGUAUAUGGAUGACAUUCUCUUGGCUGCUCCUGACCAUGUGUUGUGUCUGGAGGCCACAAAAUCUUUACUCAUGCGACUAUACCACAUUGGUUUCAAAGUUUCAAGAGCUAAAUUGCAAUGCUGUCGGCAAACGGUUUCUUUCUUGGGUAGAGUCAUAUCCGUCACAGGUACAGGUGUGUCCCCGUCUCAUAGAUCCUCCAUCUUACAUCAUGUUAAACCUAGUACAGUAAAGGACAUGCUUUCAUUCCUGGGUUUGACAGGUUACAGUAGACACUUCAUUGCCUCUUAUGGGGAACUCACCUCCCCUUUAAGGGCAAUGGUUAACGGACAGGGAAUGAGGAAUUUGUCAGCCAAAUUACACUGGACGACAACAGCAGAGGAGAGUUUUAUCUCUCUUAAACAAUCCCUGACGUAUGCUGCUGAUCUGGCCGUUCCUGACUAUACAGAUCCAUUCUUCCUAGAUGUUUCUGAAAAAUUACACACAGUAAAUGGUGUUCUUUUUCAGAAAAAAGGGGGAUGUAGGCAGGUACUGAUGUAUAUAAGUGUUACUCUUGAUCCAACAGAGGACAGACACCCGCCAUGCACACGACAUGCAGCAGGGGUAGCAAAGAUUCUCCAAAAAGUAGCACACAUAGUCAUGGGAUACCCACUCACAGUGUUAACAACACAUAGUAUAGUGGCAUUUGUGAAUUCAACAGCCUUCACAAUGACAUCACUAAGACAGACCAGAUUAGAAAAAAUUCUAAACGCGCCACACAUCACGUUUACACAUGAAGGAAUCAACAUGGCUGAUAACAUGGGGGAGGGAGAGCCACAUAGGUGUGAGGAAAGGGUACAGAGAGAUAUCAGGGUCAGAGCAGACUUGCAAGCAAAACCAAUCACAGACCCAGAGGAAACUUUGUUCACAGAUGGGUGUUGCUACAGACACCCCACAGAAGGAUUAAAAGCAGCAUAUGCAGUAAUAAGGCAAACAGAAGACGGGUUUGAGGAAGUAUUGACAGGCACAGUGGAAGGGAAAGAAUCAGCUCAGCUAGCAGAAUUACAAGCAAUGGUAGCAGCGUUAGAAUGGGCAGAAGGGAAGAGAGUGAACAUUUAUACCGAUUCAGCAUAUGUGGUGGGAGCGAUACAGGUAGAAUUGAGUCAAUGGAUCAGAGCAGGAUUUUUUACUGCAGCCAAAACGCCCAUCAAACAUGAAAAAGACAUUAAAAGGUUAGCAGAGGCCUUAAUGAAACCUGCAGAAAUAGCAGUCAUUAAGUGUAGGGGUCAUGAUAAAGCAGAGACCACAGUAGCAAAAGGAAAUCAGGAAGCAGACUCAGCAGCUAAAAAAGCAGCAGGGUAUACGGCUCAAAACAUGAUGAUACAGACUGAGAAAACAGUGUAUGAUUUGUUACCGGCAUGCGAUUUAAACAUGUUAAUAAAAGAGCAGCAGAAAGCCUCCCUUCAGGAGCUAACAGUGUGGAAAGAAAGGGGGGCUAAGGAAUCCGAGGGGGUUUGGAGGUCACCGGACGGUCGACCAGUGUUGCCCCCCGGAUUGAUAGCGUCCACGCUCCACGAAGCACAUGGUCUUACACAUUGCGGAAAAACACAGAUGCAGAGACAUCUGACACAUUGGUGGCAUCCGUUUUUGCCAGCAAUGAUCGAGAAUCAUAUCAGAGAGUGUAAAACGUGUACAGAAUACAAUGUGAGAGCAACAGUGAAGCCGCAUGAAGGGAAAUUUCCUCUUCCACAAAUGCCAGGGCAAGAGAUAGUGAUUGACUAUACUGAUAUGAUUGAGAGAGUAAACGGGUACAGGUAUCUCCUGGUCGCAGUGGAUGCAUACACUGGUUGGCCAGAAGCUAUGCCUGCAAAGAAGGAAGACGCAAAAACAGUGAUCAAAUUUUUGAUAAAUCACUACAUUCCGACGUAUGGGUUUCCAAAAAGAAUCAGGUCGGAUAACGGCACACACUUUAAGAAUAAAGAUUUGCAGGAGGUAGAAGCAGCGCUAGGACUGAAACACGCGUUUGGAGCAGUAUACCAUCCGCAAUCACAGGGAAAGGUGGAAAGAAUGAAUCAGUCCAUUAAAGGUAAAAUAGGAAAAGUGUGUGCUCAAACUAAAUUAAGCUGGGUGGAUGCUCUGCCCUUAGCCUUAAUGUCCAUCAGAAGCUCAGUUAAUUCAAUUACAGGGUUCACCCCUUAUGAGCUAAGAACAGGUCAACAGUUUCCCGGACCUGGAGCAGGGGUACAGAUGGUAGAUAGAGAAAGGGUUCAUGUAAGGUAUAAGCCAUACUAUGAUCAACUAACAGCUUUGGUUUCAGCUUUCUCGAAACAGGUUGGAGCUGUAAAGGGGGACCCCGAGAGGCAGAGCCCGUCUACAACAGACUGGGUCCUACAGAAAGUCAUCAAGCGGAAGUGGACAGGACCAUUCAAGGUGGUGGAAAGGACAUCUCAUGCAGUCAGGCUGCAAGGAAAGGGAGACAGCUGGUAUCACUGGAGCCAAUUGAUUGUCACCGCAAUUGAAGGAAAGGUUCCUCCUCCUUACCAGAUGCCACAGUUGGAGAUGGAAGUGAUGGCGUUGGUGGCGGGGGAAGGAUAUCGAUUCCAGGAGAUUGUGUCUCAUUUGCGGGCGUCAGAGAGUCCCUAUCAAUAUGCGGAAGACACCCGGAACUUCCGGGAGAGUUUGGAUUGUCGCUACCUGAUGUGCGUCCACGGCCCCUACUGCAUAGCUGGUGGACAAAAGGAAAUCACACGAGUUGGAGAUGUCUCAGAGGAAGAUUCCUCCUCUACUGCAUCCUCAUCAGAGGACAAGAAAAAGAAAAGGAGGAAUAAGAAGGGGAAAGAGAGAAAGUCCAGGAAGUCAAAGAAAAUGGAACCAAAGACACGUAAAAGAGUGUUCGGCCAAAAGAGUCCCCGGGGGUACGAACACCAAUUUAAAGGUUCCGGGAGAGACCAAGUGUUAGGAUAG